CGUUAGUGGAAGGUGGGGGCAAUCAUGGUGCCGCUGGGGAGGGGAGAAGCUGCCGCUGCCGCCGUUGCCGGGAGCCGCGGAGACAGGUCAUCAUUACCUUUCCAUUUCUCACAAUUGAGCUGAGCACAAUUGAACCAUGGGGGAACACAGUCCAGACAACAACAUCAUCUACUUUGAGGCAGAGGAAGAUGAGCUGACCCCCGAUGACAAGAUGCUCAGGUUUGUGGAUAAAAACGGACUGGUGCCUUCCUCAUCUGGAACUGUUUAUGAUAGGACAACUGUUCUUAUUGAGCAGGACCCUGGCACUUUGGAGGAUGAAGAUGACGAUGGACAGUGCGGAGAACACUUGCCUUUUCUAGUAGGGGGUGAAGAGGGCUUUCAUCUAAUAGAUCAUGAAGCAAUGUCCCAGGGUUAUGUGCAACACAUUAUUUCACCAGAUCAGAUUCAUUUAACAAUAAACCCUGGUUCCACGCCUAUGCCAAGAAAUAUUGAAGGUGCAACCCUCACUCUGCAGUCGGAAUGUCCAGAAACAAAACGUAAAGAAGUCAAGCGGUACCAGUGCACCUUCGAGGGCUGUCCCCGCACCUACAGCACAGCAGGCAACCUGCGCACCCACCAGAAGACUCACCGAGGAGAGUACACCUUUGUGUGUAAUCAGGAGGGCUGUGGCAAGGCCUUCCUCACCUCCUACAGCCUCAGGAUCCAUGUGCGAGUGCACACGAAGGAGAAGCCAUUUGAGUGUGACGUGCAGGGCUGUGAGAAGGCGUUCAACACGCUGUACAGGCUGAAAGCACAUCAGAGGCUUCACACAGGGAAAACGUUUAACUGUGAAUCUGAAGGCUGCAGCAAGUACUUCACCACACUCAGUGAUCUGAGGAAGCACAUUCGAACCCAUACAGGAGAAAAGCCAUUUCGGUGUGAUCAUGAUGGCUGUGGAAAAGCAUUUGCAGCAAGCCACCACCUUAAAACUCACGUCCGUACACAUACUGGUGAACGACCCUUUUUCUGCCCCAGUAACGGCUGUGAGAAAACAUUCAGCACUCAAUACAGUCUCAAAAGUCACAUGAAAGGUCAUGAUAACAAAGGACACUUAUACAAUGCACUUCCAAAUCACAAUGGAUCAGAGGAUGCAAAUCACUCACUUUGUCUGAGUAACUUGAGCCUUCUGUCCACAGAUUCUGACUUGCGAGAAAAUUCCAAUACAACACAGGGCCAGGAUCUCAGCACUCUUUCACCAGCAAGCAUCUUUAAAUCAAUGUUCCAGAAUGCAGAUGAUUCGGCGAUUCAGGAAGACCCUCAACAGACAGCUGCCUUGAUUGAAAGUUUUAAUGGUGAUGCAGAGUCAGUCAGUGAUGUUCCGCCAUCCACAGGAAAUUCAGCAUCUUUAUCUCUUCCGCUUGUACUGCAGCCUGGCAUCUCCGAGCCACCCCAGCCUCUACUACCAGCCUCAGCACCGUCUGCUCCUCCGCCUGCUCCCUCCCUAGGAACUGGUUCCCAGCAAGCUGCAUUUGGCAACCCCCCCGCUCUCUUACAACCUCCAGAAGUGCCUGUUCCCCACAGCACACAGUUUGCUGCUAAUCAUCAAGAGUUUCUUCCGCACCCCCAGGCACCGCAGCCCAUCGUACCAGGACUUUCUGUUGUUGCUGGGGCUUCUGCAUCAGCAGCGGCUGUGGCAUCAGCCGUGGCAGCACCACCCCAACCACAAAGUACUACUGAGCCCCUGCCAGCCAUGGUCCAGACUCUGCCCCUGGGUGCCAACUCUGUCCUGACUAAUAAUCCCACUAUCACCAUCACCCCGACUCCCAACACGGCUAUCCUGCAGUCCAGCCUAGUCAUGGGAGAACAGAACUUACAGUGGAUAUUGAACGGUGCCACCAGUUCAUCGCAAAACCAAGAACAAAUUCAAGCAUCUAAAGUUGAGAAGGUGUUUUUUACCACUGCAGUACCAGUAGCCAGUAGCACAGGGAGCUCUGUACAGCAGAUUGGCCUCAGUGUCCCCGUGAUCAUCAUCAAGCAAGAGGAGGCAUGUCAGUGUCAGUGCGCAUGCCGGGACUCUGCCAAGGAGCGGGCUGCUGGCAAGAGAAAGGGCUGUUCUUCCCCACUCCCUGCAGAGCCGAGCCCCCAGCCACCUGAUGGGCCCAGCCUGAAGCUACCGCCACAGACUUUCCCCUCACCCACUGUCCCCCUGUCAUCCUCUUCCGCCGUACCCUCUUCCUGUGAGCAAAGCAGGCAAGCAGAGACUCCUUCAGACCCUCAGACAGAAACGUUAAGUGCCAUGGAUAUGUCAGAGUUUCUGUCCCUCCAGAGCCUGGACACGCCAUCCAAUCUGAUUCCUAUUGAAGCACUACUGCAGGGGGAGGAGGAGCUGGGCCUGACCAGCUGCUUCUCCAAGUGAAAGGCCCAGAGGUGCUCACCUCCGGGAAGAGGGCGAGCAGGAAGCAUAAGGUGUGAUGCCUCUCAUCAUGGAGUCAACAGUUUGAAGGAUGAAGAAAUCUACUGUUUGAAAUCCUCACCUUUGAGAUGUAUUUUCUUUAUUCAUAUCCCAGGAGCAUCCAUUUUAAGGAACUGAUCUUUGGAAAAAAAAAAAAAAACAACAAAAAAACAAAACAAAAAAAAGCUAAGUUAUAAAUGAACUGUUUGGCUGCACUGUAUGUCACUUUUGCUUAUUGUCAUGUGAACUUGGAAAUUAAGGUUACUCGUAUGCAUAAAAAUUCUGAAUGAAAGGGUGUGGUUUCCAUCAAUCUGAUGCUGCCCAUCACUUGCACUGGGGCCUUUGUGGUUUGGGCAGUGGAGUUCAGUGGUCGAGUGUUGCUCCUUCCCCGUGUGUCUUGAGUCUGAGGCUGAAACUUGCUUGGAAGGCCAGACCCUCACUCCAUCAGGGAGGGAAGUGGCGAAGACAGGUCAGAUAGCUGUGAACUGCACAGGAAUUAGAUGCGAUGGUUUAGUUGCUUGCGCUUGGUGUUGGUGGAGCUCGGAGUGACUGGCAGAUGUCCUCAUGCAGCCAGCUGCAGUACAAACGGGCAGCUGACAGCCUGGCCCGAGGCUGUGGGGAGGGUCUGGUCCUGCAGGGGCCGAGGUGAGCUGUUGCCUGCUGCCUAUCAGUGACGCAUGUGCAGAGCAGGCUCUAGCAACGUGAUCACAGUUUUUGCUUUCCUGGUUCUUUCUGUCUCUCAGUUGGUUGCCAGGGAUGGCAGAUCGCAGUGAAUUUUUCUUGGGGAACAUCCCUGUUUUGUCCUAGAGUGGACACGUGACUUAUGGCCAGUUGCUGGUUGGUGCUCUGCCUUCCUUUAAUGGUAUUUUCUUCCUCAGAACAGAAGAGCUGCAUUUUGCUUAUCAGGAGGUGGUGUGGCUUUAAGGGAGGUUUUUAAAGGUGGCCUCUAAUUGGCAGGCCAGGUGUCCAGGUUCCAGGUUCUAGCCAGGUUUUUGGUUGCCUCCUCCCAUCGCCACCUCUUACCCCUCCGGAUCUUGCAUACAGCCUAGUACAGUGCAAAGAAGGAUGUGACUUGUUCAGCUUAGUUAUAUGAUUUCUAAACAAAAACAAAAAUCACGAAACGAUGAUCUUCUACUCAGGGUAAAACAAAACAAAACAAAUUCCCCUUCCACCAAAAAGCCUGAAAUGUUGCAAUAAGUUAUCUCAUUUGGAAUGCUUCAUUAAGUUGUGUUAUAGGAAAAAAAGAAUUGUUUUUUGAUUUGUGUAUAGAAUUCUAUCUAUCUGUCUGCCUUUGGCUCCAAGUCAUUGCCUCUAAGCAUAAAAUACAGUCCGCACUAAAAUGAAAAGUUCCUCUCAACUGGCUUUAUUAAUGUAGUCAUGAGUGCUCACUGAGCUCCGAAACGGGGCAUGGUCCAGGGUCUGGACUAGGCCUCUGCCUCCCACGAGCCCCUUCCUUGCCUUGAGUGAGGAGCCGCCUUCCACAAACAGGGCUGCUCUUCUAAGUCGAUGGUGUCGGGCAGGAAGCGGCCAUAAUUUUGCCUUCCUUUUCCACUCGCUAAUGUAAAGAGAUCUGUAUUUGUCGUCUCCUGUUCUGAGCCGUUACUCAGAGCCAGCCAAGACAGUAUCCAGAGCAGAGCAUUUCGGGAACCAGAGGCCCUACCUGAAACAGGAUGUUCAGCGACAGACUUGGACAAGAGGGCAGUGGUGGGAAAUGUGGUCACGGCCAUGAGGCAAAACGGGCUCAGCCACAAGCAGCUGGCGACUUCUCAUUCCAGGAGCCUACGCAGGAGAAUCGGUCUCUUUCUGACCUGCACUCCCCUCCCCAGAAGGCUGGUGGGUCUGGUGGCCAUUGACCUCAGCAGAAGCUGAUAAAGCAGGAGGAAUCUUCUGUUAUCACAGUGGCUUAGGUUAGUCUUUCUGGAACACCAGCUGCUCCCCAUGAGUUGGCCUUAGCUAUCUCUGGACCUUGCACCCGUAGGAAGCUUUGAGGUGGGACCCUUGGCUGUUUUCUCUGCAACUUCUGAGAGCAGCGCAAUGGGAUCUUAAAGGUAGUUCACAUCGAAGGGCAGAAUGACCUCCCACAUACCUAGGCCCACCUGGGAUUCGGUUCCCUGGGGCCUGAGCUGGACACAGGAGCCCAGGGACGGCCACUAGCAGCAUCCAUGGUUUAAAUAUUGCUUCUUUCUGGUUAGCUGUGCUUGUGUUGGGCCUUCCUAGGUCGUUGGCUUUUCCACUCUCCAAAGACUGGGUGUGAUGAAGAAGCAUUUUAAAACAGUGUUUAGGCUGACAGAUUUUUCUAGUUGAAGUAUCUGCCUUUCGAGGGUGACUUCUUAUAAGGGGGACCAUCAAAUCCAAUCAGCUUUUUAAAAACCAAGAGUGUGCUUCAAAUGCUAUGAGUGGUUGUGAAGAGCAGGUUUGUUCCACAGGGUAGGCAUUCUUUCCUUCCUCUUCCAGCACUCUCCCGCCCCACCCCUUUCCUUAAGCCUGGCAUCUAGUGCAGGGACCUUGGAGAAGAGAGGGCUGCUGACUAAAGUGGAGCCAAAAAGAGCCUUCAUGGAGAGUGAGGUUUCCCAAACCUGGGAAUGAACCUAGGGUAAGGUUAGGGAAGGUCUGCAGACUUCUUAGCAGGUGAAGUCAAGCCUUUUGUUCUUUGCAUGGUAACCAUAACCAUUUUCACCCGAUAGAUUUAUACGUCCAGCUCCCACUAGCAUCUCUAGUUAUACUGCCCCUUUACAGUGUGCUAGCUAGCAUCAGGAAUUGGAAUUCAUAGGCUUUGGCGGUGGUAGGACUCUGGCUGGCACCGCCAAACUGCCUUAGUGAAGAUGGCCCUUCCCGGGCACAUGGGUGGGGAUUGAGGGAAAAAGUGGCCCUGCCUUUCCUGGCAGGGUCUGGCCAAACUCAUGGGGCAUCACUAGUUUGGUGACAGUAGUUGGUGUCAUUUAUUAAAUUCCAUCCCUCGCCACCCUUUUAGAAGGAGAUCAUGGUACAAAGCCUAGGAGGGGCCUUAAGGUGUGAAGACCCCUCUGGGUAGAAGCAAGGGACUUCUCUUCACCACCUCUGGGAGAGUCAGUAAACUGGAGAGCUUUACCUUCAGGGUCAAGGCAGUGGACUGAUGGGGAGAAUGGAGGGUGGGUGGGUUUUCCUGAGAGACUUUGUAUAAUGCUGAAUGUGUCCAGAAGGACGAGUUUGCAGAACCUCAUAUUGGUAUAUUAAAGAAAUAAUAAAAUAAAAAAGCACUUUAGGUUAUUUUAUCUUUAACCCAAUUGCUGCAAUUUCUUUUGUGUAUGUGUGUGUGUGUACAUGUACACACAUACACACACACACACAUAUAUAUAUACUUUCCACAAAGUUUUAUUUUUGCUCAGAAUAAAAAGUUAAAUUGAGGUGUGAAAAAAAAAAGCACUUACCUUAGUGCAAUAUGUGUAGCUUGACGGUCGUUGUCCCAUGUGGCCCUGGCCUGGCCACCUUUUUCUGCUCCAUCAGCCCUGUACCAGGAGGCUGUCUUGAGGGAAACACUAUUAUAUGCAUUCUCAGCAACUGCUCAAUCUAUGCAAGCCUUCCCUGUGUGCCCGGGGGCGCCCCCUCAGGCGCUCUGAAGAACUGCUGCGGGUCCUGUUUUCUGCUGACUGUUGAGGCCCUUUUUUCAUCAUUUCUUGCACCCUUGCCAUUUUUCCCCCCUUCACCAUUACAAAGUGAUGCCUGAGAGGAACAGGUGGUUCCUAGGUAGAAACCUGGCACCUUCUAGACUUCUAUAUUUGUAAUCACGUCCAUUGUCCUUAAUCUUAAAGACUUCUCCAGUCACUGAAACCAUUGAUUUGUGGAACUGCAACAGUAUUGCUAAAGUUUACAAUUUGCCUACAUCACCAAUCAGAAAUAUGUUUGGGGAGGGGGUACAACGUGAGCCAUUUCCAUAUUGCUCCCAUACUGCCCAUUGGGAAGGCCUCCAGCCUUCAUUAAAUUCAGUGAACAAAGCUGUUAAUAAUUUGCUUUAUCAAAAUUUUCCUUCCCCUUCACUCCCCUCUUGUUCCCCCUCCCACCCCAUUUUGUCUUCAUUCUCAGGCUGCUAUACAGUUUUAAAAUAUACUUCAGCCAAAGCAGAAAGAGUUCCAUAGAUCCAAUAUGCAAAUGGUUCUGUGACAUCGGAAUUGUCCAUUUCUUAAUAUUCGGGAGGGAGGAGGCAACAAAACUGAAUUAUGCAUAUUUCUGAUUGGUAAUCAGUUUAGCCUGUUUCCUCUUGGAUAUCUUUGGAGGUAAGGGAAAGUGUCCCUUUUUUUUUUCUCAUGUUCUUUGGGGAAGCUGAUGAUCACUGGGCAUUUCUGUUACUCCUGUUUAAGAGAGGGCUUCUCAGUCUGCACUGAAAAAUGCAAAUUAAACUGGAUCUUUAUGUCAAUGUGUACAUAGUACAAGGAUUUUUUACUGGAUGCAAAGUUUAAAACUACACACUGCCCUUUUGGUGGUGUGCCUGCUGGGCCAAAAAUUGGGUGAUAAUGUCGUGUCACUUUCUCAGCUCAAUGCAGUUUCUACUUUUUCUUAUGGGAAACUUUUUCAUGAAAACCUUUUUUCACCAAAACCCAGGGGUGUUUUUUGCAAUAUCCUUGUUAUCUUCGUAGUGGUGCCAAGUCAGAGGCUUCUCUUGCCCUUCUCCCCUGUGUCCUCAGGCCUCGCCUAGGGCACUGUUUGACUCAACAGUCUACAUCCUUUCUUGGUUUUUUUUGAGAAUGUGGAGGUGGGGGUCAGAGUUCAAGGUGGCUGUUUCUUUUCCCUGUGAACUCCCAGUCUCUGGAGAAGGUGGCUGGAAACAGGGUUUUGCUGAAUAUCUGGCUCAGAUCUCCCGGCCAGGAAAGAAAGGCAAGACCCACGAGAGCCUUCUUUUUUGAUAUAUACUAGUCAUUGGCCGGAGGUCUUGGUAACAGUUCUUUAAAUCCCAAAUAGUUUUAUUUGGAUUAUGUAAAAGCCUAUCAAAUUCAUUUAAGUGUGAAACAUGGGAACAAUGAACUUCCACUGAGCGAUAUGAAAACGUUACAGGUUCAGUACUUCCAAAGGAAGAAACCUCCAAACCCAAAAAAGAGUAAAUAUGAAUUUGUAUUUUUGAAGAAUGUGAAAUAAUGGUGUUUGCUUAAUUGCUCAUUUUGUAUAAACUUAAUAUUGUACUUUAAAAUAUCUGCUAAGAAGUGAAAAUUUAACUUUUUGGAAUUGAAAAAGCAAUAUUAAAUACUAAUGAAAUCCUAAUUAAAUGCUUAUUUAAAUCUGGUA
Rhinolophus ferrumequinum (greater horseshoe bat) is the source of this 7684-nucleotide messenger RNA. RefSeq names its product metal regulatory transcription factor 1 (gene MTF1). Lineage: Eukaryota; Metazoa; Chordata; Mammalia; Chiroptera; Rhinolophidae. Gene Ontology annotation, molecular function: DNA-binding transcription activator activity, RNA polymerase II-specific; RNA polymerase II cis-regulatory region sequence-specific DNA binding. Gene Ontology annotation, cellular component: nucleus. Gene Ontology annotation, biological process: central nervous system development; positive regulation of transcription by RNA polymerase II. The record is from RefSeq and is a predicted model, not a curated record. The coding region runs from base 137 to 2395 and encodes 752 amino acids. The transcript is spliced from 11 exons.